AUGACACGUUACGGCUUUCAAGAUCUUUGGAUGAGCAUCGCAGAAAGUUGGAAUCAUGGGGUAAACUCUCCAGUUCAAAGUGAUGCCAUAGCUUCUGUCUGCAAUGCCAUCUCAAACAUCAACCCCAGUUCCAGCCAUGUGCCUGUGAUGCGCAGCCGGGAACCGUGCGGCACGGACAGUCAGGUGUCAGAUGGAGACAAAGCUGGUGCCACGUUGCUAUUCUCUGGAGCUUUCUUGACCCUAGUUGGCAUGACAUUCACAGCCAUGGGUUGGACAAAGUACAAUGUCAACCAAAGCUAUGAAUGGACACAGUUGCUGGGACCCAUACUGCUGUCAGUUGGAGGUAUGUUUGUGCUCAUAAGCGUCUGCAAAUUCCGAAUGCUCAUCUGCCAGUCCUGUAAGCAGAAUGAUGUGGAAAGGACAUGUGAAAUAGACCCUCUGCCGCCCCUGUCGGGAACGUCGUUUGUCUUCACUGGACUUCAUCAACCCAUUACCUUCCACAGGGCCACGGUAGUCCAGUACAUCCCACCACCGUAUGCCUCUUUAAGUCAGGUCCCUGCUGAUGGUUUGCAUUCUGGUCACCCGCCGCUGGCAUUUUCAGUGAGCCCCCCGCCACAGUAUUACAGUGUGUUUCCCAAGGAGAACCUUGCUGCUUCUGGUGAAUUUGACAGCUCCACAGUGGAACAAAGGGAAAGCAGCUGCUCAAUGGAAGAGGAAGAUAAGAAAGCGAUCACAGCAGACAACUCCUCCUCUCCACCUGCAUAUGAGCAACUUUUGCCACCUCCUCAAACGUUUCAGUUCAGCUGUCACAAAUUAUGUUCGCCUGCCCAGCUGUCAAAACAGGGGUGUGUUUUCCUCUUUGCACCCGAUAUACUACCAAAAAAAGAGAGACUGGGAGAUACGGGGGGCGGGGGUAUUGGGGUCAAAGAGGAAAAGAGAGGGAGAGAGAUAGAAAGUUUCCCUGUCCUGAUGGAGGUCCCAGCCAGACCAACAAGCAGUAAUCCGGCCUCGUUGAAGAGGCCCACUGGGCCCCAUGGUGCUGCUCGUCCGUGGGACUCUCAGGCUUUCAUCUCAAUGCGAGGCUGGAGUUGA
This is a messenger RNA of Paramisgurnus dabryanus, 1092 nucleotides long. The record is from RefSeq and is a predicted model, not a curated record. Lineage: Eukaryota; Metazoa; Chordata; Actinopteri; Cypriniformes; Cobitidae.